Molecule: messenger RNA, 4052 nt
Organism: Effrenium voratum
Lineage: Eukaryota; Dinophyceae; Suessiales; Symbiodiniaceae
Source: the annotation of a GenBank genome assembly
GAGGAGGCUGUGCGGCACAACGCGGCCAUAGCGAGGCAGCUACUUCGGCACUUGGAGGUGCAGUUUCUGGACACGAGUCGAUGGGAUGCGGAGAUGCAGACCCAUGGCGUGUCCCAGGAGAAUGUCGUGAACCAAGGCUACCGCCGGCUGGUCUUCUCGGCCUUUCGCCCGGAUCUGCCGGAGGAGAUCUUGGUGAAGGGGCCGCUGGAUCCUUUGGCGCCAUGGAAUGUCAUGUGCAAAGGCACCGUGGUGGGGGUCACAGACCAACGCUUCGCGCGGGCGGAGAACAUGAUCUCGGCCCAUGAGCCCUGCUUCGACCCCGCACUCUUCGGGCGGAUGGGCAAGGUCAUGGACUCCUGGGAAUCCGUGCGCCACAACUUCCGCGCCUUCGACGCCUGCGCCGUGGAGCUGCCAGCGGACUCCAGGGCGGCGAAGUGCGGCGUGCGCUUCGUGCAGAUGUCCACGAAGUACCACGACGGGAACGAGGCCCCCUUCGUGAGCAUCGAAGUUGCCGACACCUUCCCGGGCCUUCUCCCGGAGCUCGAUGGCUCCAGCGGCUCGAACGGCGCCAGCGGCUGGCGCACGCUGGUGCCGAAGCUGGCCAUGGGGCCGCACGCUUACCGCCUGCUGGAUCUCGGCACUUCUUCGCCUCCCUUCCGCUUCGUUCGGGUACGCAUGUUCCCGGAUGGGGGCUUUACUCGGCUGGGACUCUACCCGGAAGACUUGCCGGAGGAUCUGGCGCGGAACUUCAAGCCGGUGGACUGGGCGUCGGCGCCGAGCUCGGUGCGCUACACUGACCCCAUCCCCACUGUGACCAAGCCGCUGUGCGCGCCUUUCGUGGCUUUGCCGGAAGAGAUCGCCGAGCGCCUGCGGGCACUGCAGCCGGGGGAAUCCGUGAACGUGGCGAGCGCCGCACUUGGCGCGUGCAUCGUCUCGGCCAGCGACCAGCACUACAGUGCUGCGGCCAACGUGCUCAGCCCGCGGCCGCCGGUGUCGAUGUUCGACGCCUUGGAGUCCAAACGAAGCCGCCAAGGUCUUCCGGGCGCGUCAGCUGACGACAAAGGUGUGGUGCAGCUGGUGGUGAAGUUGGCCUACCCCUGCGUCUUGUCGAAGCUUCGGGUGGACUUCACCUUCCUGGUGAACAACGCGCCCAUGGAGAUGUGCGUUGAGGCCUGCGAGUCGCUGGACGGCGAGUGGUGGAUCUUGGUGGAGCGGCAGCGGGUGAAGCACUUCUCCGGGGGCAAGUGGGAGGUGGCGCUGGACCCAAAGAAGAGCUCUGGGUAUUUGCGGGUGAGCUCCUUCCCCUGCGGCGGCUUCAACCGCUUGGAGGACGCCAAGCUGAUCUGCAAGGCCUGCCGCCCCACCGCGGACGGGCGCUCCAGCUACGACGCCAUGGAGAAGUCCACCAUGGCCUACGUGCGGAAGAACUACAAGUUCACCAAAGCCGGGGACAAGGCUGUGCGCAGCUUCAUCGCAAAGAUGGGGGCGAAGCAAGGUGCGCGGACCAAGGCGAUGAAGGCUGGGCAGGGGAUGUCAUUGAUGGAGGAGAACCAGCGCCUGCAGGAGAAGGUGGAGAUGCAGGCCGGCGCGGAAGCGGAGCAGCUGCGCCGGCUGCUGCGAGAAACCGAGGAGGCUUCUACAGCAGCAGCCACGGGUGAGGCUGAGGCCAGCGCGGAAGCGGAGCAGCUGCGCCGGCUGCUGCGAGAAACCGAGGAUGAAACCGCCACCGCCAUCCGAGCCGCUGUGGGGGACUUGCGAGCAAAGCUGCAGGAAGAGGCAGCUGCAACUGACGCCACCGCUGGGGCCGAGGCACAGCAGAUGCGUGACAGGCUGAGACACGUGGAGGACGAGACCGCGACUGCCAUCAAGGCAGCGGUCGGGGACUUACGCGAGAAGCUGAAGACGGCAGAGGAGGCCUCUGCGGCAGCAUCCAUGGGUCAGGCUGAGGCCAGCGCGGAGACUCAACAGCUGCGCCGCAAGCUGCGAGACACCGAGGAUGAAACCGCCACCGCCAUCCGGGCCGCGGUGGGGGACUUGCGGGCGAAGUUGCAGGAAGAGGCAGCUGCCACCAACGCCACUGCGGGCCAGGCUGAGGCGGCGGCUGCGGCGACGGCUGCGGCGGCGUCUGCGGAGGCUGCGCAGAUGCGCGACAGGCUGAAGCACGUGGAGGACAAAACUGCGGCUGACAUCAGAGAAGCGGUGGGCGAUUUGCGUGCGCGCCUUCAAGAUACAGAGGAACACGCGGCAGCCAGCGAACAUCGAGAGGAGGAGCUCCGCGCCCAGCUGCUUGCGCUGGAGGCAAGCGCCAAAGCCGGGGCCGAGGCAGAGGAAGAGGCGCUACGGCUGAGGACGGUGGAAAGGAGCGCCGAAGAGUCUCAGCAGGAGUGCGAAGACCUCCGUGCGCAACUGCGUGCGAUGGAGGCUGGCGCUAAAGCUGGCGAGGCUGCGGAGGAAGAGGCGCUAAGGCUGAGGACGGUGGAAAGGAGCGCCGAAGAGUCUCAGCAGGAGUGCGAAGACCUCCGUGCGCAACUGCGUGCGAUGGAGGCUGGCGCUAAAGCUGGCGAGGCUGCGGAGGAAGAGGCGCUAAGACUGAGGACGGUGGAAAGGAGCGCCGAAGAGUCUCAGCAGGAGUGCCAAGACCUGCGCGCACAACUGCGUAAGAUGGAGGCGGGCGCAAAAGCUGGCGAGGCUGCGGAGGAAGAGGCGCUAAGGCUGAGGACGGUGGAAAGGAGCGCCGAAGAGUCUCAGCAGGAGUGCCAAGACCUGCGCGCACAACUGCGUAAGAUGGAGGCGGGCGCUAAAGCUGGCGAGGCUGCGGAGGAAGAGGCGCUAAGGCUGAGGACGGUGGAAAGGAGCGCCGAAGAGUCUCAGCAGGAGUGCCAAGACCUGCGCGCACAACUGCGUAAGAUGGAGGCAGGGGCCAAAACCGGGCCCGAUGAGGAAGAGGCGCAGAGGCGGCUGAGGAAGGCGGAAAGGAGCGUCGAAGAGUCUGAGCAGGAAUGCCAAGGGCUUCAGGCACGGCUGCGGCACCGGGAGAAGGCGGAGACGCAGCUGGUGCUGGAGGUGGAAGACCUGCGGAGCCGCCUCAAGAAGGCAUCUGCGCAGGAGGUGGGGCACGUGGGCGUCCAGACGGACACCGAAUCCCACCACGUCACCUUUGAGAAGCGGAAGACGCGGAAGAGCGUGUUCUUCAACACCGAGGGCAAGCAGCCUUUGCCCGGUGGAGUGGACGACGACGAGAAGCCGACAGGGCGGGUGAGGAGCGCGCGCAGCGACCGCAUGAAGUCGGUGGACUUCGGUGGCAAGGACUCCUCGGUGUCCUACGUGCCGGAGUCCUCCGAGGAUGAAGGCGGCAGUGAGGUGCCCGUCUCGGCUUCCACCUCCAUGUUCUCGCAGGUGUCCGAAUACUAUGACACCUACAAUGAGACCUCCCAGCCUGUGCGGAACCGCACGAGGUCUACCAUCGAGAGCUACAGCGAGGAGGACCUUUGGGACCCCGAGCAUGUGGCGAUGGUGACGCGGAAGCUGUUUCCGAAGCACGACAAGAACGGCACCAACCGCAUCGAGUGGAGCUCCGGCGAGGCCAUCGCCUUCUUGGAGGAGUUCUUUUGGCUUCACAAGCAGCCGCCGCCGAAGAUCGCGAAGGCCGCGUUCCACAGCCUCUACUCCCAGGUGAAGACGGAGAAUUCCGGGUACGACUACACGGCGACGGAUGAGGGCCUGAACGUGGAGGAGAUGACCUCGUUCGCGAUGAAGGUACACCAGUUCAUCUACAAGCAGCUGGGCAAGGAGAUGCGGGAGCAGCGAAAGAGCUUCGCCGUGAGCGAGGAGGACAUGAAAACCUUGCACCGCGCAUCUGUGGAGAUGGCCCUGGGCGAGGACGCGACCUCUGUCCUUGCGCGGAUGACACGGAGAACGACCAUUGUGGCGCCGCCGGACACCUCCUUGCUGGGCUGAGACGGAGAUCCGGUGCGCAAGUGGGUCGCGUUUGGUGCACCCGAGAACUUGCCUGAAACAAACCAGCUAUGGGUUGUGGGUUCCUCCGAUCUGCU